Mercenaria mercenaria is the source of this 582-nucleotide messenger RNA. RefSeq lists its product as uncharacterized. Gene Ontology annotation, molecular function: heme binding; oxygen binding. The transcript has a single exon. The record is from RefSeq and is a predicted model, not a curated record. NCBI's taxonomy places the organism in Eukaryota, Metazoa, Mollusca, Bivalvia, Venerida, Veneridae. Bases 1 to 582 code for a protein of 193 amino acids.
AUGGGCUGUGUUCACUCUUCUAAAUACAAAGAAACAUCGUGCGAAAAGGUUGAUACAUACCAAACGCAGCUUAAAUUGGCGCAGGUUCCUCGCGGUGAUUUGACGGAAAAUGAGAUACUGAUUGUAAAAUCAACAUGGAAUUAUAUGACAACGGACCUUUCUGGGAACGGUCUUCAAGUGUUUCUUAAGAUAUUUGAACUAUGUCCUGAGGUAAAGAAGCUAUUUCAUGUGGACAAUGUUCGGCUUUCGGAAGUUGCAAGGAAUGAGGCGAUCAAGGCGCACGGGGCGAGAUUUUUGAAUGCUAUAGGCGCUGCUGUAAACAGUCUACAUGAAAGUUGUGUGGAGAGAGAUAAGUUCAGGGAAGUCUUGUUUGCUCUUGGACAACAACAUAAACGCCAUUCUGGAUUUAAACCGGAAUAUUUUGAAAUAUUUUACACAGCGCUUAUGUGGCGUUGGGAAAUAUGUUUGGGAGAAAAGUUUACUCAGGAAGUUUCGGACACUUGGAGUCACGUGUUUGUUUACAUGAUGGAAACACUCAAAGAAGGAUGUUUCUCAAAAGAAGUUAAUAUUUGUAUCUAUUAA